Messenger RNA from Helicoverpa zea (corn earworm), 2546 nucleotides. RefSeq names its product prostamide/prostaglandin F synthase-like. The transcript has 7 exons. The record is from RefSeq and is a predicted model, not a curated record. The coding region runs from base 16 to 693 and encodes 225 amino acids. NCBI's taxonomy places the organism in Eukaryota, Metazoa, Arthropoda, Insecta, Lepidoptera, Noctuidae.
AUGUUGUAAAAAAAUAUGGAAAGCUGCGAACUCCAAGAAGAAGUUAGAAGAUGUCCAGGACAGCGAAUUGAUCGAAGAGAAUACGAAAACGGACGUCAUCAGACGGGACUAACACUAGGAAGAAGAAAAAUAGGAGAGAGCGUAGAGCUGAAAACCUUUUGGGAUGACCAGAAUGUGGCGAUCAUAUUCUUCAGAAGAUGGGGAUGCAUGCUGUGCAGAUUGUGGGCUAAGGAGCUUGGUGAGAUAGCACCAGUAUUGAACAAACACAACAUUAAGCUGAUAGGCGUGGGCGUAGAGGAGGCCGGCUCUAAGGAGUUUGUCAACGGGAAAUUCUUUGAUGGAGAUCUAUACUACGUGGAAAACAUCUCGACAUACCAGACUCUUGGCUUCAAGCGAUUUAACGUGGUCACCAUACUCACGUCUCUUUUCUGGAAACAGUCCAGAGACGCCAUCUUCAAAGGCCGUGGAAUGGGCCUAGGGGGCGAUUUGAAGGGCGAUUGGGUACAAACUGGAGGUGCCGUGCUGGUUGAAAAGGGCGGGAAGUUGCUCCGCCAUUUUGUGCAGACUGGACCCGGUGAUCAUUUGUCCAAUAAGGACAUUUUGCAGCACUUCGGUCUUGAGAACGAGUACAACCCAGAGACGAUGGCUAACAAGAAACCAGAGGAAAAGGAAUGCACCAGUAAACAUCACUAGAAGUAGCCGUCAUCGUAGUUAGACUCACUAAUUGACUUUCCACUAAUUAUCCAUUUUUCAGACAGAAGCAAAGCCCUAGGCCUUGGCUAGCGACCCUACAGAAGCAAUCCCUCGCCCCUAUUCACUCUAUAUGGAUGGAUCGGCGAUGUAAACUUCAGAAAUCUUGGGUUUAGUACGCAAUCCAUUGACGAUUUUGUAACUAUGAGACUGAAAAACCCGCAUUGGACGGGGUGAAGAAAUUUUUAGUAUUUUUUUGUUUUUUAUGUAGCUGUUUGUAUUUUUUUGCAGCGAAUGUUAUUAUAAACGAUUUUAUUCAUUCUAACUAGAAUUAAAGAUGUGUUUUAAAAGUAAUGAAGGAAUACCUACAUUUAUUUGUGUUCUUAUUGAUUGAGGCUGUAUAAAAGACAAAUUGUUUUGUGAAAAAAAAUGGCAAGUAUUAAAAGACAAAGACAUUAGGUAUAUUUUUUUUUAAUAAAGAGGCUUUUUAACAUAGUUUGUAAAUUAAUUAAGUCGUCAAUGGAUCGCGUAAUAAAGGACUGAAUUAUAUUUAAACAUAUAAAUGUUGUAUUUUAAAUAAUAACGUAAUAUUUUCGGUGAAUGGUGUCUUAAUCGUAAACUUAUAUCAUGACAAAUUGCAUUUUCUUGUAACUUUAUAAGACUUUGUUAAAAUAUCGUAAACUAUUUAAAUCUAUAUAUGAAAAAUAUUGUAAGUAAUGCUGGUUCAGACGGUGUUUGUUUGUUGUUAAAUAUUUGCAAAAUUGAAAGUAAAAAAAAAACUGAAAAAUAUUUGGUACUGAAAUAUAAAAUUGAAACCAAGUUUAUAUCGUCUGAACUGAGACAAGUAUCAUAAAAUAGUAAUUUCAUAAAUAUUUAAAAUGUUUAUCAAGUUUCAUAAAUAAAUAUCGAGUCUACAUUGAGCUUAUGAUGUUCUAUAAUACUUAAAAAGUUAAAUAUCAUCUGUCUAUAAGAUAGCAAGUGAAAAAACAUAAUUUUUCUAUAUUAUUCUCUUUGAUAUAAUUUUGAUUAUUUUUCUUUUGAGAUACAUAAUUUUGUCGAUAUAUCGAUAAUAGUGUAAUCCCUUAUCGAUAUAUUUUGUCGACCUUAGUUUUAAGUUGUAUAUCGUAAUUUUAUCCUUGUUUUACAUUUUUAUUGGCUGGAAUUUCCAAAAAAUAGUUUUUUGCAAAUUAUAAGACUGUUUGAUUGGAAUUUAAAUUGGGCCUAAUUAUCUUUAAGAUUUAAUGAAGGCUAUGUUUUAAAAUUAAAUACCAAAUUAAAAUGGAGGCUUUUUAUUUCAAAUUUUUGAAACGCAAAAAAUACAUUAUUUAUUAAUAUUUUUGUCUGUAGGCUUUUCAGACUCUCUUUUAAGGCAAAGUGAAGUUUUGACUGACGCGUCAGUCUUGACGGAGAUAGUUGUGUUUUAAGUACAUUUAGUAACAUUAAAAUAUUACCUAAUCGUCAAUUGACACCACUCACUAUGCCGUUUUCGGAGCACAUUUGUCUAUUUUACUGGCCUGUUACCUAAAUAAAAUGCCUUAUUUGAGUUUUUUUUCCACAGACACGUUAAAAGAAUUGAAUAUUGUAUAAAUGCAGUAACUACAUUAUGUAUGUAUGCCUUAAAUUUUGAUCAGUAAGUACAUAGAAUGUUGGUUUACUUAAAUUAUAAUAAGUUGACAUACUUUCCCAGAGUUUAUAGAAGUUUUUUCAAUAUAUUUGAUAAUUUUAAGAUAUUUUCCAUUUAUAUUUUUACCUUUAUGAAUAUGUAUACGUUUAGAAUUGGGUGUUUUUAUUGUAUUUUAUUAUCAAGUUUACUUUGUACGCUCAAAGUGUUUUAGAAUAAAAGUUAAUAUGGAAAA